GUCGCUCGGACGUGAACUCGGGGUCCAAAAUGCUUUUCCGUCCAUUGGAGUGAGAAAUGACCCGCCUUUUCUCUCUUGCUCACAGAGUCGCUUUGGCCACUGUGAGGUACAGUCGCUGCGGCUGUGGGGGGUUCGGAAUGUUCUAUGCCGUGAGAAGGGGCCGCAAGACCGGGGUUUUUCUUACUUGGAACGAAUGUAGAACACAGGUGGACCGGUUUCCUGCUGCCAGAUUUAAGAAGUUUGCUACUGAAGAUGAGGCCUGGGCCUUUGUCAGGAACUCUGUAAGCCCUGAUGUUUCAGAAGUUCUGGACAAAGCAGAAUUCAGGGAGAGGCAGAUUGCUGUAGGAGUCCACCCCCGAAGGACCUCACCUCAGUGUGUAUCCACUUUACCCUCCAUCUUCCCAGCGGCUUUUACAGGAGGCUCCAGAGUGACAGUUCUGUUUCUACCCAGAUGGGGAAAGCAGUUUGGGACAGAAAGCAAGUUCGAAAGACAGAAGAAUCAACGUGUGCAAGAACCUCAGCUGAAAGCAAACAAGCGGCCCCGUGAGUCCCCGAAUGAUGAGGAAGAUGAAAACACAGAGCCGUGUGUGAAGCAUCUAAAACAAAAUACAGAAUCCGUCCCUUCAGUUAGCAAAGACACAUUUUCUUAUAUGGGAGAAUUUGUGGUGGUUUACACUGACGGCUGCUGCUCCAGUAAUGGACGGAAAAGGGCACGAGCAGGAAUUGGCGUUUAUUGGGGGCCAGGCCAUCCUUUAAAUGUAGGCGUUAGACUUCCUGGACGACAAACCAACCAAAGAGCAGAAAUUCAUGCAGCCUGCAAAGCCAUUGAACAAGCAAAGGCUCAAAACAUCGAUAAGUUGGUUCUCUAUACAGACAGUAUGUUUACUAUAAAUGCUAUAACUAAUUGGGUUCAGGGUUGGAAGAAAAAUGGAUGGAGAACAAGCACAGGGAAAGAGGUAAUCAACAAAGAGGACUUUGUGGAGCUUGACACACUUACCCAGGGCAUGGAUAUCCAGUGGAUGCAUGUUCCUGGUCAUUCAGGAUUUAUAGGCAAUGAAGAAGCCGAUAGAUUAGCAAGAGAAGGAGCUAAGCAACCCGGAGACUGAACGAAGUGGUUUUAAUCUUGGGAGCAUGAGUCAGUGGCUGUUUCCUUACUUUCACUUAUUGGUACGGAAAAUGAAAGACUGUAGGAUGGACUAUUGCAAUAGAUGCGACAGGCACAGUGUUUGAACCAAACCAGAAAGGCAGUGUGGCUGUCUCUGAAAUACAGUUGGAUUGAAAAGUGGUUAGAUGUAUAAUAAAUUGGCCAUGCUUUGAGAUGUCAGAAUUAUGCUUAUUGGGUUCAAUACUAUUGUCAUUUAUCUUAUUGGAGUGUGAUCCAAUUUUUUAUUUUAAUAAAGAAUGAAUAAACCUUGGUUUAAAAAUGCAGACAAGAAGUAUAGAUAUGGAGUCUCAUGAUUUUAAGGUUGAUCUGAGCCUUUGUGCAGAUUUAGCUCUUGGCAGGUGCAGCCCCAUGGCGGGACGCAAAGCUUAGCAGACAGCGUGAGCUGGGUCUCAGCUGACACUCUCGUAUGGGCCGUAACCUGCACGUAGGUAGCUCCGGCUGUUAGACCAUAAUAGAGGAAUGAUUACAGCUUUUAAAGACCCAGAUGGUAUAAAUAAAUCUUUUAAAAAUUUCUUCAGAUGUUUUUGUCAAAAACACUGCAAGUUAAAAAAAGUUUGAAAUGAUCGUUUAUUUUUAAACCUAUUUAUUGUAAAAUAAAAACAGAAAAACCACACGAGACAACUGUAUAGCUUGUUAAAUUUUUAUUAUUGUAAAGUGAAUACCCUUGAAACUGCCACCCCGGUCACCUUGACAGCCACCCCAGUGGCUCUCCAACUGCCCCAUCUCAUCCCAGCCCCCACUGUCCCAUCAGGAGUAACCAUUAUCCUCAUUUCUAUAGAAAUGGCUUCCUUGUGUUUCCCUUGGCACUUCAGUCUUACUCACUUUUUGAAAAACUUGAUGUGUCUUAUGUCUUCAGUCUCUUCUAACCCACAGCUUUCUUCUCCAUCCGUUUGUCCUGUAGUUCUUCACAUGGUACAGUUAAACCUUUUCUUUUGUCCUCUGUUAUUUCCUGCGACUUGGCAGCUGGGUCCAGAAGCUUCAUCAGACUCAGGUUCCAUAUCUUUGGCAAGACUAUCAGUGCUCGUCCUUGAAUUUUAUGAGUAGGCAUAUGUCCGAUUUUCAUCUUCGUUGAUGUUGGCAGUUGCUAAUGCUCAUUACCUAAAUCCAUUCAUUAGGAUUUUCAAAAUGGUGAUACUCUAAUUCUGUGAUUUCAUUUGUGUUUAUUAGCCAGAAUAGUUUUAUAAGUUUACUCUUUCUAAUUCUCAUAUUCUAGUAGUUUGGGAGCAAGGAGGAUCAGACCACUCAGUAAAAGUUCCCUUUUCAUUUAGUGUGAUGAAUUGGCACUCAAAGUUUAGUAAAAGGAUGCCAUCAGAACAAAACAUCUAGCAACUGUAAUGGCGCUCUCUUAUUCCUCAGUUCCUAAGAUACUUGGGAAUAAGCUCUAGAAAAUAAACACCAUGAGGGCAGGACUUUGUUUUGUUCAUAUUCUCCCGAGUACCUUUAACUGCUGGCACACAGAAGGCAUUGAGAUAUUUGCUGAAUGAAUACCUGGGCAAGUUUGUUAAGAUAGCUUUGGGUCUCAGUUGUCUACAGAGAGAAAGGGAUUGGCAUGUGGCCACUCUAGUCUUCUUUUUGCGAAGAACAGCUUUCAUCAAAAUAUGCCUCAAAACUGAGAUUCUUCUCUAGUGCAUUUUGGUCAGCUCUAAGGAGUCCUUGGGUGGCAGAUGGUUAAUCCCGCAGCUACUGACCAGAAGGUUGGCGAUUUGAACCCGCCCAGAGAGGCCCAUCGGGAGAAAGGCCACAGCCAUGAAAAGCCUAUGGAGCAGUUCUACUCUGCAUAUAUUGGAUCACCAGGA
Messenger RNA from Trichechus manatus latirostris (Florida manatee), 2961 nucleotides. RefSeq names its product ribonuclease H1 (gene RNASEH1). The transcript is spliced from 9 exons. Gene Ontology annotation, molecular function: nucleic acid binding; RNA-DNA hybrid ribonuclease activity; magnesium ion binding. Lineage: Eukaryota; Metazoa; Chordata; Mammalia; Sirenia; Trichechidae. Bases 57 to 1106 code for a protein of 349 amino acids. Gene Ontology annotation, biological process: DNA replication, removal of RNA primer. The record is from RefSeq and is a predicted model, not a curated record.